UUCAGCCAUGUCUGACAAAAGUGAACUGAAGGCGGAGUUGGAGCGCAAGAAGCAACGAUUAGCUCAGAUCAGAGAGGAGAAGAAAAGAAAGGAGGAAGAAAGAAAGAAAAAAGAAACUGAUCAGAAGAAAGAAGUUCUUCCUGUACAGGAAGAAUCUGAUCUUGAAAAGAAGAGAAGAGAAGCUGAAGCAUUACUUCAGAGCAUGGGGCUGACACCUGAGUCUCCUGUUGUCCCUCCUCCUACUUCUCCGUCUUCCAAAUCUGUGAGUACGCCAAGUGAGGCUGGGAGCCAGGACUCUGGUGAUGGCGCUGUUGGAUCUAGACGUGGACCUGUUAAACUUGGAAUGGCCAAAGUUACACAAGUUGACUUUCCUCCUCGAGAAAUUGUUACAUAUACAAAGGAGACGCAAACACCUGUUAUGACUCAGCCAAAGGAAGAUGAAGAAGAUGAAGAUGAUGUGGUUGCACCAAAACCAUUAAUUGAACCUGAAGAAGAAAAAACUUUAAAAAAAGAGGAGGAGGAAGAAGCUGCCCCACAUGAACUUACAGAAGAGGAGAAACAACAGAUUUUGCAUUCUGAAGAGUUUUUAAGUUUCUUUGACCACUCCACAAGGAUUGUUGAAAGAGCCCUUUCUGAGCAAAUCAACAUUUUCUUUGACUACAGUGGAAGAGACUUACAAGACAAAGAAGGAGAGAUUCAAGCAGGAGCAAAACUGUCCAUAAAUAGGCAGUUUUUUGAUGAACAUUGGUCAAAGCAUCGUGUUGUCACUUGUUUGGACUGGUCAUCUCAGUAUCCAGAAUUACUUGUUGCCUCUUACAACAACAAUGAGGAUGCACCUCAUGAGCCUGAUGGGGUGGCCCUUGUAUGGAAUAUGAAGUACAAGAAAACUACCCCAGAGUAUGUUUUUCACUGCCAGUCAGCAGUGAUGUCAGCAACAUUUGCAAAAUUUCAUCCCAAUCUUGUGGUUGGUGGCACAUACUCAGGCCAAAUAGUGCUGUGGGAUAAUCGCAGCAAUAAGAGAACCCCAGUGCAGAGAACUCCACUUUCAGCUGCUGCUCACACGCACCCAGUAUACUGUGUAAAUGUUGUUGGGACCCAGAAUGCUCAUAAUUUGAUUAGUAUCUCAACUGAUGGGAAAAUAUGCUCUUGGAGUCUGGACAUGCUCUCCCAGCCACAGGAUAGCAUGGAGCUGGUUCACAAACAGUCCAAGGCAGUGGCUGUUACUUGCAUGUCAUUCCCUGUUGGAGAUGUCAACAACUUUGUUGUUGGCAGUGAAGAAGGCUCCGUAUACACUGCCUGUCGUCAUGGCAGCAAAGCUGGAAUCAGUGAGAUGUUUGAAGGACACCACGGACCAAUCACAGGUAUCAACUGUCAUGCAGCAGUUGGACCUGUAGACUUCUCACAUCUUUUUGUCACCUCUUCUUUUGACUGGACAGUAAAGCUUUGGACGACUAAGAACAACAAACCUCUUUAUUCCUUUGAAGACAACUCAGAUUAUGUUUAUGAUGUGAUGUGGUCUCCAACUCAUCCUGCCUUGUUUGCCUGUGUGGAUGGGACAGGCAGGCUUGACCUGUGGAAUCUCAACAAUGAUACUGAGGUGCCAACUGCAAGCAUUACUGUGGAGGGCAAUCCUGCUUUGAACCGUGUGAGAUGGACACAGUCGGGGAGAGAGAUUGCUGUAGGUGAUUCAGAGGGACAAAUAGUUAUAUAUGAUGUGGGUGAGCAAAUUGCUGUUCCUCGCAGUGACGAGUGGACUCGAUUUGGCCGAACCCUGGCAGAAAUAAACGCUAACAGAGCUGACGCAGAAGAGGAGGCUGCAACCCGCAUACCAGCCUAGAUCUUUAGAAAUGAGCAGCAGUGGGAGACUUGGGAGUGAUAUGAUGCAAAUCUUAAAAGUCUAAGAAUGUGUCAGUUCAAACAAUAGCUUAGGGGAGGAAUAUAUGGAUUCAACUGUGGAUUUUAAAAUGUAUUAAGAUGACUGAAAAUCAGAUCUUGCAUUGUCACUUUUUAUAUAUAAAUUACAAACGCAUUCUUGGAUUUCUGCAACUUUUAAUACAGUUAACUUUGAUUUUGCAAGGAAAGACUUUUGCUGAAACACUAACCUGGUGUAAAUUUGCUUUGAGCUGAUAAAGUACCCACUUUUUAACAGUUAUCUAUUUCUGAACAGUAAAGGUUGUGUUUCUAAACUAAACUUUCUAUAUUAUGCAGACUAGCCUUCAUUAGGUAGUAAAUCUCUGAAGCAUUCUUUAAUUUGAACUCUUGAAAUUACCCAUGGAUAUGCAUGCAUAUGUUCCAAGUAAGUUUCAUUGUUAAUAUAUAGAUAAGCCUCAGACUCGGGUAGUGGGUAAUAUAUGUGAAUAAAAACUUGUCUGUAGUUACAAAGUUAUUUGAUAAUUGGACCUGAAUUAAUUAAAGACAUAGUCAAUACCAAGUCCUUUUGUUUGAAUUGGUGCAUUAAAAAGUGAAACUGAUUCAUAAAUAAAUACUACAUGAGC
Messenger RNA from Chaetura pelagica (chimney swift), 2495 nucleotides. It is a transcript of the gene DYNC1I2, whose product is annotated as dynein, cytoplasmic 1, intermediate chain 2. Bases 8 to 1837 code for a protein of 609 amino acids. Gene Ontology annotation, molecular function: dynein light chain binding; dynein heavy chain binding. The record is from RefSeq and is a predicted model, not a curated record. NCBI's taxonomy places the organism in Eukaryota, Metazoa, Chordata, Aves, Apodiformes, Apodidae. Gene Ontology annotation, biological process: transport along microtubule. The transcript has 15 exons. Gene Ontology annotation, cellular component: cytoplasmic dynein complex.